Messenger RNA from Cucumis sativus (cucumber), 696 nucleotides. RefSeq lists its product as uncharacterized. NCBI's taxonomy places the organism in Eukaryota, Viridiplantae, Streptophyta, Magnoliopsida, Cucurbitales, Cucurbitaceae. The transcript has 5 exons. The coding region runs from base 1 to 696 and encodes 231 amino acids. The record is from RefSeq and is a predicted model, not a curated record. Gene Ontology annotation, cellular component: plastid-encoded plastid RNA polymerase complex.
AUGGACGAUGAGGAAAUGGAGGAAUUCAACAGCAACAAAGAUUUCGACAUCGAGUACGAUCCCCUAGUCGCCGCGAUAGCUGCAGCAGCGGGUUCCGACGACGUUGGCGAUGAGAAUAUCUCGAUUGUGCAGAGCAAAAGCUUCGUGUUCACACAGGGAUGGGAUUCGGAGAUGAUUGUGGAUUAUAGGAUAAAUGAGGAGGAAUUUCAUAAGAUUAGUUUUAUGCACUGUCAUUUCUUCAUUAGGAAGUCGUCGGAUUCCAACAGCGAUGUUUAUGAUUUUAGAGAGAUGUAUGUUACUCCUCCGGAUACUGAUGUUUAUGUCGUCCCCAAAGUUCUUGCUCCCUCCAAUGCCUCAAAAGAACCACCUAUUGAUGCACCUAGAGAUCCAUUAUACAAGUCUGAAAAGGAGGUUCUUAAGGUUUUCUUGACGAAGCACUUCAAAAAUCGAAGGCUGUGGGACCCUGAAUUUAUCCUAGAUUUUGAGAAAAUAUAUGUAAUUGAUUCAAAAACCAAGUCAAUCACUAGGGCAAAAGUCCUGCGGCUUGAGGAUAUUGCCAAGAAAGCUGAUGGCAUUGAAGUCGUGUUCGGUCGCCUUGACGGACUACCCAUCCAAGAGUUAUUGACUAGAGUCGACGCUCUAAAGUCCCGAGUUAUGAGAACGGGAAAUGUCACCUACGAGCGUGGGGACAGUUAA